AUGCCUCAUCCCAGCAUUGCGACAUCAGCCACAGUUCCUCACUACUACGCAUCAUUCUCAGUCGACUUCAAUCAGCAGGUUUUCAAGUCCAACAACCAGGCCAAGAUCCACAUCUCAGAGGUGAAUGGCUCUAGGACAACUCGUGUGUUAUCUCUUGUUGCCUCAACCUCUAAGAGCGUACUUGUUGAGCAGCACCCGACACAUGACAGCCACUACCGAUUGACAUUCUCCAUUCCAGAGAGGCUGAAGGUUGGUCAGAGGUAUGCCAUCACCCUGGAUUCAGGAGUGGUCGUAGGCACACAAAGCUGUGUUGGCGGUGGUGUUCCAUCCGAAGGACUCACUGACACUUCUGUGUGGCAGUUUGUCACUGACCAUACCAUUGGCGAAAAACCAAAAGAUGUCCCUCUGAUGCUACCUUAUGGCAAGUCCGAGAAUGACAAUCAGCUGACAUUGGGUGAUGGUCUGUCUUGUCACAGCCAGCGCCUGGCAACCGCUUCCAAUGGAUAUCCACUGUGGGGCAACCAGCACUCAGGCGUGACAAUCUGUGAGAAUGGACUGAUCCUGUUUGAUCGAGACCAAUCCAUCCGACAUCCUCAGGUGUUCCCAGGACAGUGGGCAACCCAACCAACGAUGCUGGCACCCUACUGGUCGUCUGCUGACAACAGGUACUCUAGAACUCUCCCAGACGGCCAGAGAUCCCACGUCUGGUAUCACUUCUACGAACGAGGAGCUCCCUCAGACAGGGAUAUGCUGCAAGAUAUUGAGAGCAUUGUCGUAGCUAAGGAAAGGCUAGCUGGUCCAUCAUUCCAAUUCACCCCAACAUGGGGCGCAGUAGUCACCUGGGAGAGAAUCACACCUUACCCUAGCCGGUAUCAGUAUCAGCUGUACAACACAUUCCAAGGUGUCUUAGCUUCUGAUGGACUCCGCUCAUACGCCAUAUACAUCUAUGACCCAAAUUCUAUUCAGUGGUCUGUUCCUGCUACACUUGAUCCAUAUGCCAAGUUUGGACAUGCAGUGUCUGGAUAUUCGACACCAACACGGAAUCAUGUAGACAGUCGGUCUGGGACAUUCAGAAUUGCUCACAUUGAUAACAGAGUGAACACUUCUGAUCCCAAUCUCCUUCCGUCUGGCAGUGCAGGAGCUAUGUACGUGUAUAAACUGUACAAUGCCAACACUUUCUCUGGACCCAGGCAACGUUGUCUGACAUGGUAUGCCUCUCAGCCGGAGCCUACAACCUGGCUUCAACAUCUAGACCCCUGUCCAUGUACCUUGAAGCAGGCCAGAGCUGACCCGAGGUUUGAACAACUUAAAAAACUCCUUCCAAGAAUGUGCUUCCAGAAUAGUGUUCCUUCUGUUAACGGAUCUUCUCAGGAGUGCUGUUACCGCACCCAGCAGCCUGGUCAGGGUGCAUUUAUUGAAGGUGCACCUGAUGGCGGUAACUCGGUACGCUUCUCCUGGCUGAGCUAUGAGCCGAUUACGGUCAGCUCCCAGGAGACAUUGCCGUAUCAAUGGUGCUGUAAGGACGAGGCACUUUGUCCUCUGUUUUGGGAGAAACGUCCGAGCAAGACCUGUACUGGAUAUGAACCACAGUACUUCGGAUUUGCUGCCUUGCCGCUGGCUCAGGCUGUGAACAGUGGGCAGUUCUUGGUGGACGCACCGGGUGCGUUCCUUCUGCUGCGUGCACCUGGGGAUCUUCGCAUUGAGGCUGUGUCUGCGCAAGCCAGCCCCGGGGCAGUGCCAGGUGUUACGGGCGUGGGGUUGACGGCUGAGGAUGCGGACACUGUAGUGGUUGACGUGUCAGACAAUGGGACGCUGGUGUUCAGCGUGAAUGGCAUGCCGCUGACGAAUAAAGUCAUCCGAGUCUACUCCGAUGAGGAUGAGAAUAUCACAGUGGAGUGCUUGCAUGGUAUUCGACAACGGAUUGUAUUCGACAACGGAUUAACUUCAGACUUUUCCGUGAUCCAGCCGGGAAAUUCCAUCAGGACAUCUGUUAGUGUACCACAAGCAUCUCUGAACUGUACUGGUGGUCUCCUCUGUGGUAGUACUUUGUCUUCAACAAGAAAGGGAGCAUUGGUUUCUGCAACAAGGUCUGCACCGCAUAUUGCUCAAUGGCGCCUUCAGUGUAAUGAACUACAAGUGGUGUCAGACCCUAGGUGCUUAGGGGAUCCCCCUUCAAGCGCACCCAUUGUUCCCACUGUACCUAAAGCGGAUGAUUUCUUGGAUAAGGCUAAGGAAGUGUGUGGCAAUGAUAUGCUGUGCCAGAAACUGGCAAACGUCACAGGUGACCUUCAACGGACGAAAGCUAUUAUCAAAAUAGUCGAUGACGAAGGGCAGAAAGAUAAAGACGCAAACGAUGGGCCUUUUCCUGUCCGAACCGCUACCCCUACAAUCAGGUGCAUGCGAGGUAUCUGCAACAUUGACCUGCCUGAGCUUGCGGGAAUAGAUGGUGGGAAGAACUUCACGUCGGUGUGGGUUGAUCGCGACAACUCCUCCUUUCAAGUACUCAACGAAGACAACGCCAACAACAGGUAUGUAUUUGCACUGAAACGGAACAGUCCCGCCACAUCGAUUCAAUGCGUUGUGUUUGACGGGGAUGGCCGUGUUGUGCUUAUCCGCCCGAUCGUCUUCAUCUGUGACUGCGACCACGGCGUGUGUACAAACGAGACCUCCAAACUGAGCUCGGCGCGUACACACAUAUACACGUGUGAGUGUCCACCGGCGUAUGACGGCGAUUACUGCCAGUUGGACCGCGACGGCUGUCGGGCAGCGUAUCAACCAUGUUCCGGCGGUGUGCCUUGCGUAGACCGGCCUGCUCCAGCCACCGGGUUUCAAUGUGCUGCCUGUCCGCCGGGAUUCUCGGGAGAUGGAGUAGGCUGCUUCGACCUGGACGAGUGUAAAGACAUCAGUCCAUCUCCAUGUACACAGCAAUGUGUCAAUACACAGGGUAGCUACCAGUGUGCGUGCAACAGCGGAUUUCAGCUGGCUGCUGAUGAUGUAGAGUGUGAUGACCUUGACGAAUGCUCAUUGAAAACUGACGAGUGCAGCCAGACAUGCCGCAACACAGUGGGAUCAUACGUGUGUGGCUGCUUUGCCGGCUUUAUCCUCAACGGGACCACCGACUGUACACCACUUCUGCCCUGUCGGAAUGGUGGUGGCUGUGAGCAGCUCUGCAGCCAAGAUGCAGCCUUCACGCCGGUGUGCUCCUGUCGGGCUGGUUAUGAGGUGGACGCGCUCUUGCCUAUCCUAUGUGACGAUAUUGAUGAGUGUAACAGCUCACCAACAAGUCCUUGUGAUGGUCUGUGUGUCAAUACGGAUGGGUCUUUCCAGUGUGCGUGUCAAGAUGGCUACAACCUCGCUGUGGAUCAAGUCACAUGCCAAGACAUAGAUGAAUGCAUUGGCAGUGAUCCUGUGUGUUCUGGAGACAUGCUGUGCACGAAUACCCGGGGAUCAUAUCAGUGUUCGUGUCAAACUGGAUAUCACUUUGACCAGUCAUCACAAUCUUGCCAAGCUGUAUCAUGUGGACAGCCUCCAGUUGCUACUCAUGGUGUAAUCAGUGGUACUGAGUAUACAUAUGGUGAGACUGUUGUACAUUCCUGUGAUGUUGGCUACACACUGAGUGGAGAUCAGACAACACAAUGUCUUGAAAGUGGACAGUGGUCUCUAGCAGUGUCACCAACUUGUGAGAUUGUCCAUUGUCCCAUGCUAACACUGUCUCCGAGAACGCAGUCUUCUUCUGCAGACACGAGUUUCUCCAGUGUUUGGAGAAUGCACUGCUCUCCAGGCUACAGUCUGAAUGGAGCAGACACUCUGCAAUGUCUGCCCACAGGCCAGUGGGACAACCCGCCACCAGCAUGUGAUCAGGAUAUUGAUGAGUGUAACAGCUCAGCAACAAGUCCUUGUGAUGGCCUGUGUGUCAAUACGGAUGGGUCUUUCCAGUGUGCGUGUCAAGAUGGCUACAACCUUGCUCUGGAUCAAGUCACAUGCCAAGCUGUAUCAUGUGGACAGCCUCCAGUUCCUACUCAUGGUGUAAUCAGUGGUACUGAGUAUACAUAUGGUGGGACUGUUGUAUAUUCCUGUGAUGUUGGCUACACACUGAGUGGAGAUCAGACAACACAAUGUCUUGAAAGUGGACAGUGGUCUCUAGCGGUGUCACCAGCAACUUGUGAGAUUGUCCAUUGUCCUACGCUAACACUAUCUCCGAGAACGCAGUCUUCUUCUACAGACACGAGUUUCUCCAGUGUUUGGAGAAUGCACUGCUCUCCAGGCUACAGUCUGAAUGGAGCAGACACUCUGCAAUGUCUGCCCACAGGCCAGUGGGACAACCCGCCACCAACAUGUGAUCAGGAUAUUGAUGAGUGUAACAGCUCACCAACAAGUCCUUGUGAUGGUCUGUGUAUCAAUACGGAUGGGUCUUUCCAGUGUGCAUGUCAAGAUGGCUACAACCUUGCUCUGGAUCAAGUGACAUGCCAAGAUAUAGAUGAGUGUAUUGGCAGUGGUCCGGUGUGUUCUGGAGACAUGCUGUGUACGAAUACCCAGGGAUCAUACCAGUGUUCGUGUCAAACUGGAUAUCACUUUGACCAGUCAUCACAAUCUUGCCAAGCUGUAUCAUGUGGAGAGCCUCCAGUUCCUACUCAUGGUGUAAUCAGUGGUACUGAAUAUACAUAUGGUGAGACUGUUGUAUAUUCCUGUGAUGUUGGCUACACACUGAGUGGAGAUCAGACAACACAAUGUCUUGAAAGUGGACAGUGGUCUCUAGCAGUGUCACCAACUUGUGAGAUUGUCCAUUGUCCUACGCUAACACUAUCUCCGAGAACGCAGUCUUCUUCUACAGACACGAGUUUCUCCAGUGUUUGGAGACUGCACUGCUCUCCAGGAUACAGUCUGAAUGGAGCGGACACUCUGCAAUGUCUGCCCACAGGCCAGUGGGACAACCCGCCACCAACAUGUGAUCAGGACAUCUUAGAUUGUGUCAUCGGCAACUGGUCGAUGUGGUCGGCGUGCUCUGUCACGUGCCUGAAUGGGCUCCAGACGCGCGAACGCGAUAUCACACUGCCGCCCACGGGACUCGGGAAACAAUGUCCAGACACAUGUACUCGUGAAAUCAGGUCAUGUCGGCCAAGAGAGGACUGCGGUUGUGAUGAUUCGCCUAUUGGUACCCAGAAAGCCAUACACACCACUGGAAAUGCAGCCGCCGAUGUUAUAAUCGUUGUGGAUGAGUCCAAUUCCAUGCAGACGUCUCAUCAAUGGCUGAGUGGUAUGAUUCCCCAGCUUGAGCAGUCCCUGCUAUCUGCUGGUAUUGGUGUGCAGUCCACAUUGCGCAAUCACUACGCCUUGGUUGGCUAUGGACGGAACGUCUUGCCGGGUGGAGAUGACAGGUACGUCCUUCCGCAUGCAUUUGGCAACGCGGCCGGAGAAAAGGUGUUCACAAUCGAUUCCUUUUCACACGCUAUCAGUCAGCUCACGACGGGUGGGAACAUUGAGGAUGGUUAUUUGGCAGUUAGGUUUGCCCUGGAGAAUCUCACCGACAGCAACGGAGACAACAUGCUGCGAUUGAAACAACCUAAUGUUGCUACCAACGUCAUUUUGGUGACUGAUGAAGAUCGUGAUGCGUACGGCCCAGGCAAGGAUAUAACACGAAAGACGUUCAAGAAGCUAAUCCGUCGCUCGGGUGCACUCCUUAAUGUCGUUGUGGAUCAACGCUUCGGAUCGAGUGGCGAAAGUCGCAAUGCUAUGGGUGUGGAUUCCAAGAAGGUGGCGUACUUUGACCAGCCACUCGGUACGUUCGUGAGCAGAUCUGGAGGUAGUGCAAGCAGUGACUAUUAUUUGAUGACAAAGAGACACUACACAACUGUCGCUCUGAACAUGGGAGGCGCUGCGUGGGACAUCAGAAUCCUGAGCGCGGGAGGAACUGUAUCCAGUUCAUUCACCAGUGCCUUCCUGAACGUCAAGACGAGUGAAAUCGCCGACCAGAUUGAGAAAUGCCGCUACUGCACAUGUGUGGACGGAGGACGCACCUCUCGCUGGGCGUGCACGAUUGCCGGAAACCAAGAUGAGUGCAAGGCAGAUGCCAGCCAGCCGUGAUACAGCAGUGUGUGACUGAACAGGUGCGACGGUAAGGAUUACCCUGUAAGGAUACAGGCAAGCACUCACUGUUCCGCGUUUUUGCCAGCUGCCAUAUUGCGAGGACUGUGGUGAUGUUGUAUUACGUUACCAUGGUUACCUGCAUCACCUGCAUUACCUGCAUUACCUGCAUUACCUGCAUUACCUACAUUACCUGCAUUACCUGCAUUACCUGCAUUACCUGCAUUACCUGCAUUACCUGCAUUGUGCAACACUUUAAACAAUACUUCUGAAUUCCAAUUUGGCGGUGAAUUAGACGGCACACAUUUCUUCGACAUGAUAUGAUUGUUAUUGCACUUAAUCUAAAAGAGCCACAAUUGCAGCUGGGUCUUUUGUGGCAGUGCUGGUUCUUUAGCCUCCACGCUGGCCUUUUUUUCCUUUUUUUAGAAAGGUAAUCAGUCGCUCAAUGCUAUUUUCUUCAUGAUUAAUUUGACUGUGUUUGAAGUUUUCAAUAUUGGCAUAGUUUGUUGGCUUGUGUGCCUGCUGCUCUGAUCAAGUGAGUGCGACCAGCAGCUUCCCUGUCCCAUGCUGAUAUUGAUUUGAUUGAUUGAUUGAUAUUAUAUUUUCAAGGA
Messenger RNA from Sycon ciliatum, 6692 nucleotides. RefSeq lists its product as uncharacterized. The record is from RefSeq and is a predicted model, not a curated record. The coding region runs from base 1 to 6081 and encodes 2026 amino acids. Gene Ontology annotation, biological process: cell-matrix adhesion. The transcript has 24 exons. Gene Ontology annotation, molecular function: calcium ion binding. NCBI's taxonomy places the organism in Eukaryota, Metazoa, Porifera, Calcarea, Leucosolenida, Sycettidae.